This is a messenger RNA of Plasmodium knowlesi strain H, 4329 nucleotides long. Its product is annotated as conserved Plasmodium protein, unknown function. The transcript has a single exon. Bases 1 to 4329 code for a protein of 1442 amino acids. Lineage: Eukaryota; Apicomplexa; Aconoidasida; Haemosporida; Plasmodiidae. The record is from RefSeq and is a predicted model, not a curated record.
AUGAGCAACCUGGAGAGGCUGAAACAACGGUUGGAGGAAUCACUGGAGAAACACAAAAAUAGGUUAUUGAAGACACGCUAUAAAAAGGCCAAUGGGUUCAUAGAUGAGAAUGCGAAGAAGAGUACCAACAACACAGUGGAAGGAACGAACAGGACAGACAAAGGAAAGAAUGAGGUAGCAAAAGCGGGAGGAGUAAAGAAGGCAACAACAGGAAGAAAUGAACAUGGCAACGUAUAUAGUGGAAAUAGUUUGGAAGGUAAAUUGAACGGAAGGUUGAGGAGUUCAAGGGUUCCUCAGGUAAGAGGGAGAAAGGAAAACAAGCUAAUGCCUAGUCGUCCUUUGAAGGAGAAGCUACAAUGUAAAGCAAACUCAUCAAGGCGUGUUAUACCAGAGAGUCGGAGCAGUGGCUUCGGUGAUAGGAAAACAGAGGGGGGUGUAGGAAAGGAGGUAGUUCCCGAUACGAGUGAAGGUAACCACGCAAUGGAGGAGGAACCCACGCAACUGGACGAGGAACCCCCUGGGGAGGGUGGAAAUUUUGAUGGAGUCUCCAAAGAAAUAAGAGAUAACCUAAACGACCUGUUCAGACAUUUCAUCAACUGCAGGAUUAACAACCUGUAUGUUAUUCAUGGCGACCGAGGUAAAAUACCUAGGGGAGAGUUUUCAGAAGAAGGCAGAGCGGUCAUGAUGAUUCCGGGGGUAGGGGCAAGCGAGGAGGUACAGGAGGGAGUCAUUGGAGAUGUGGUUGGUGAAGAGAAGGAAUUGGAUGUCGCCUUGCCCGACGUUGAUGGGGUGGGUCAUGAGGAACACACGAGGGGGGAAGAAGAAGAAGGACUGUACAAUCGUUUAUUUCAUGUGAAGGGUGAAGAUGUUGCUAGUGGAGUGAGUCGAAAGGGAGAGAUACAGAAGGAAACAGAGAUAAUAGGAGCAAACGUCGGAACGAGGGAAAAGGAUGUAAGCAUGAUGGAGGACGGGAGAGUAAGGCAAUCGAGAGAAUCAGUCGAAGCAGACAUAGGAAGUGGAAGAUACAAUAGCACAUUUAUCAAGUUAAUGCAAAUAAAGAAAAAAAUAAAAAAAAAAAUUAAAAAAUUUGAAGAUGAGGAGAAGAAAUUUUUCUGUACAGAGGAGAGGACCAUGUGCAAUUCCGACGUAUCAAAUGAGGAUAGGAAUCUACCAGUUAGGGACAUCUCGACAUUCACAGAUGGUAACUCUCCUUCUUCAAAGGAGGGUAAUGAUUGGGGCGUCGUACAGGUGCAUUCUUCUGUAGCUUCUGCUGCGAGCACGAACCAAGAAGUUUCUUCCACAGGGGAGAGUAUCGAACUGUUCACGACGCAGAGAAAUAUAUUCGUCUGUAAUUACUACACCAAGAAUUCUAGAACGAAGAAGGAAAGGAAAGUCCAAGACAGGGUUCAGGUGACAAGGGACAGUGCGAAUUUUUUGGGGAGUGCCUUUUCUCUGGAAAACCACUCCACUGUAACGUGCAACGUGGGGGGGAGUCAAUUGGAGAAGUACCCAUCGGGGGGGUAUCCGUUGGAGGAGUAUGAGGCGCAUUUCAACCCGCCCAAACUGUAUGGAAGCCCAACCUAUCGGUUGGAUCAUAAGAGGGGAGAAGGGAAAAGGAUAACACAUCGAAGAGGCAGUCAUGGGGAUAGAGUGGGUUACCAUGUGAUGAGGAUCUCGAAUGAAGUGGAAGGAGGACGAGGAAAAAGGAGAGAUGAUCUCGGAAAGACAAAGUAUGAACUUAGUUCGUGUCCAUCGAGUUCAUUUUCAUACCAGAACAACCAUUUAUCUCCCUCCAGAGGGAACCCAUUGAAAUGUUUGAGGGGCCAGGUUAGGAGAGACCUGACUACACAUAUGGAAAGAGACGAGAAUGACGGAUCAUAUCCUACGGGGGAAAGGCAUACCGUGUGGGACAGACGGGACAUUGGUGGGGAAUCCCAUUACCCAAAUGAGAGGAGACCCUUCUGUAUGGAUAAAAGUACCACGCGUGUGCAGGGGAGGAGCAAAUGUGAGGUAAAGAGUAUCAUGCCGUGUGUAGUAAACAUGUUGGAUGGGCGCUAUGAUGAGAGGAAGGAGGGGGAGAACCGAUUCCCUAUUUUGUCUUGGUCUAGUGGACAAGGAGUGCAGACAUCGCCAUCAGUUCAGUGGGAAAAAUGCAACGGCAAAUUUAGGGGUGAGUUUAGCAGUGCGUUCAGCGGUGAGAGUGGUGGCCAUUGCAGCCGUCCGGGAGAUAAUCCCCGUGGAAAGGUACCCCUGAAGGGAGAAAGGGAGAACCCCGGUGGAAUUUCCCCCCACUUAACUCCAAGUGAUCAUCAGUCCUGUGAGGAACGAACCAAAUGCUACAUAUGCUCAUUCCCUAUCCGAAACAAUGAAGAGGAAUUCAUUUUAAAAAAAAAAAAAAGGGACUACGACAUGGGGUGUAUACAGAAGGGAGAGACAUACAAGCUAUACAAGCAGAAGGAAUACACAUCGAAAAACUGUUUGAGGAGAGAUGAUUCGUUGUAUCGUCGAAACGAAUGUGAAGUGAGUAAUAUGCCCCAAGAGGAUAUGCUUAUUCAUGGUGGAAGCGCAAAUAGUGAGAGAGGGAGAUUCCGCUGCAGACAGACAAUUCAUGGAGAUUCUGGGAAGUACUCAUAUAUGGCUGAUCAGGAGGGGGAGGAAAAAAAAAUGGAGAGUGGAGAAAGGUACAUAGAGAUAAAACACAGAGGAGUGGGGGUUCGCCGAAUUGAAGAUAACGGACAUGGACAUGGUACUAAUUUUAGAUACCACUCAGUGAGGGAGAAAGAUAAGGAAGACGAACAACCGGAUGAAGCCUCCUUCGUCAUCGGUUCGAGUGGUCCCACAUAUGGAUGUAAUUUGGAGGAAGAGGGAAGUGAUAAAAGGGAGGAAGUUAUUUUGGAUGGGGGAGAAGGUUUCUCAUUACAGAGAGGUAUCCAAGAGGGAGGGUUGCAAAGGAACAUUCCCACGUGUGGAAUGAAGAGGAACGAUAGAUUGAGCAACAAAAAAGGGAUGAGUGAUUGUAGAAACCAUCCGGUCAGGGUUGCUCUAAAUGAAAGGAGCUGUGUUAGGGAGGAGACAUUCACUCCAGGGGUAGCUCCUCGUGAUGUGGACCAUUUAAGCGAGACAUACAACACGUGGGUGUAUAAAGAAAGGUUGUCUGCUUCCGCCGAACGGGAUGGGGUUAGCAUAGGAAGUGUUGUCGUCAAUGAAAGCACGGGAGAGGGAAAACCCAAGACACUCUUCUGGAAGAUCAGCGAAGGGGACACGUUCAACAUUCCCGUCGAGGGGAACAACGCGAAGGUUCUCCAUGUAGGAAGGGUUGGAGGAGAGAGGCCCGCAGAAAGAAACCAUGGAUUUGACACAGAGGAGGGAAAAAACAGAAGGCGUGCCGCGUCGAAUGGUGCCAUAUUGAAAAAGGUUCUGAGAAUGAAGAUGGAGGCUAUGCAAAAGGAAAAGAGAAACAUGGGGGAAGAGGAAGAGUCAAGGAAGUUAGAACCAUCGGCGGGUCUGGCGCAGGCUGAAUAUAGCACACCAAACAUACCAAAUGAAGAGAAGAAUCGACUUAAAGAAUAUGAAAGAGGAGAGAGACACACACAUGGGGAGAUGAAACAGAAGAAGAGUGGGGAUGGUGAAAGAUGGGUGUACGACAAAUUGUCUGGACAUAUAGGGGUACCAGAUGUAGGGGGAUCUACUCGCAGUAGAAGUACCCUCAAUAGAGGUACCGUCAAAGGAAGUGCAUGCAACAGUGACCCCCCCAAUAGGCUUCCCCCAGAUAAUAGCGUGGAGAGAAGCAUCCCUCGUGAGAUGGCGCCCGGUGUGGACAGUCUCCACGUGGAGGACUGCUCCGUUAGAAGUGUAUCAACUCUGGAAAGGAUACCUUUGUCGAGGAAGACCCAGAGGAAGUACUCCCCGACAAGCGGACUGACUAGAAACGUACCUGUUAGAGUGAAGAAAAUGGACACGCUAGGACCAGAGAACAAGAACGAUGGGGACAAGAUGGAAAUGCAACGCUUUAACGAAUCAUUCUACUGCAACAUACAACGGAUCAGGAGUAACGAUGUGUAUCCGAAUUCAGAGGAACCAAUUAGUACAUCCCAGAAGAAGAGGUUAAUGAAGGCCUAUCUUGAGGAUCUCAGGAAGAAGGAAAAGAAAGAGGUAUUCAAUUAUAAACUGAAAUAUAAUAUUGAGUUCUUUAAAUUCGCUCAGUUCAUAUGUCAGGACAAGAACUUCUGCAAGAACUACUUGGGACAGAUGGGAAGUAACAUGGAUGCCAAUGGGGACGAUAUAGACCGAGUCGCCUUUUCUAUCGUGAAGCUGUUUAAUGCACGGUGA